Acanthosepion pharaonis is the source of this 2622-nucleotide messenger RNA. The record is from the annotation of a GenBank genome assembly. NCBI's taxonomy places the organism in Eukaryota, Metazoa, Mollusca, Cephalopoda, Sepiida, Sepiidae.
AUGCGAUCUCUCUCUCUCUCUCUCUCUCUCUCUCUCUCUCUCUCUCUCUCUCUCUCUCUCUCUCAUUGUGCUAUCGUCCGUGUCGAAACUUCAGCGCAGAUUUCAAACCUAAGCACAAGCAAUGGCACAUUUUCAACAACUCCGGCUAUCGUCACCACCGCUUCUGAAGUGGUCACUUCGACUCCAGUACCGCCGAAGCCGUUACCAAAGAACACAGAUAUUGGUCCUUGUCUUUGUGACUUGACAAUUAACAGCUGUGAUGUGAAUUGUUGCUGUGACAGGGAAUGCUCAUCUGAAGACCGUACUUCAUUCUCUGAAUGUAUCACCUUUAAUUCAGUUAUUGAUGACCGCCUGUGUUUCCAAGAAGACAUCUUCUAUGCAGUAAAUUCCAAACUAUAUUCAAACAGAUCUUCAAAUGGAAUCUUUUGCAUCUAUUAUGAUAACUAUCCUUCCAGAAAUUUCUAUAAAAAUCCUGAUUUGGUUACCAAUAUGAAUAUGUUUGAAGAAUAUGCUCGUAAAAAUUCAGUACCAUCAUUUCAACGCCGUCCUCAAACACCGAAAAUAUUUGCAGAAUUUUACAAGAGUGGUGAUCCGAUUCAGAUUAUAUAUGGAAAUGACACUCUGGGCUACCUACUUCUUCCAAGGGCACUUUCUUCUGAAUAUUGUACUGACUUCAACCCAGCAAGUUAUUUAUUUGACGAAACAUUUGAGUGUGUCCGUAACAUCCAAUCUCUUCCUUCAGAAUGUGAAAUGACUCCUGCCCUUAAAGCUUCAACUUAUUUUCAGGAUUUUAGCAUCAUUCCUUCACCUGGAAUUUUCAAAGAUUUGAAUAUCACUGAAGAGAAUAUUUCAACAGAGUUAAUUACUGAUUUGUACAACAAUAAUCUAACUGUUCCAUUUGCCAAUGUCACCUUCUGUAACGACUUCCAGUGUAUUUCGUUUGAACAGAGCAGUCAUACAAGCAUCUUACCUACAUACAACGGGACAGAAAACAUUUGCUACAAUGUUGUCGAAAAGGUGUUUUAUGAAAUACUCUACAAGGGCACUGCUGGAAUCAUGUCUAUAGAUAUUAAAAUUCAUUUGACUGACGUGAGGAACCUUAAUAUUCAUAUGACACAAACCUUCAGUACAGAAUUUAAACAGUCUAAAGGAAUUCUAAUGCGAAAGAGUGGAAAUCCUGGCUAUGUCAGAUCUGAGCCUAUUAUCGCAGGAACCAUGGAACAAUCAGUCACUAAUCAGAAGACUGUCCAAUUGAUUAAAUUGAACUUAGAUAGAAACAACUGGCUGACACUUCCCAUGAGCACAGCCAAUGGAGAAUGUUCAAGAACAACACGGGUGCCUGUCAAGUUUGGUCAGGAGAUUCGUACUGGAUGCUUCAUCAGGGUCUCUAAUAAUGAUCUUCGCACUUUGUGUAAACAAUUACAGAACCAAACUACUAAUAUCUUGUUGGGAAAUUCAGUUUACACACAUGUAGCAUCUUUUGGUAAUACAUCAGUUACAGAUGUUGGUGAUUGGGUGCCAAUUUUGGGAGUGAAUAGGCGGCCUGAGCUUUUGCCUUUUGAAGACAGAUAUUGUUCAUUGGCACUCGGGUUACAAAUUCAGGUCAUAUUUGCACAAGUUGGCUCAAUCAGUAAUCCUCAAUCAAAGAUUCUUGGAGUUGCAUAUAACUUUGAACAAAGGAGAAAAAUUUACCCACAGUGUUUGGGUCACUUUUGCCAAGGGACUUCAUUUCAUCUCCUGGAGCUUGUUGGUUCUGUAACAUAUGUUGAUGCCUCCCAGCCAGUGGUAGAAAUCAUUGCUGAACCGCCAUCUUAUAGAUUUGGUGUCCCAUUCGAUUUCUUUUAUCCAUUUAUAAAUCUACGUCUAUCUAUGUGCGUACUACAUCUAUUCUAUGUCUAUCGAUCUGUCCCCGUUGCUUCUGUGCAAGCUCCUCUCUGUCCCCGUUGCUUCUGUGCACGCUCCUCUCUGUCCCCGUUGCUUCUGUGCACUCUCCCCUCUGUCCACGCUCCCCUCUGUCCCCGUCGUCUCUCUACACGCUCCCCUCUGUCCCCGUGGCUUCUCUGCAAGCUUCCCUCUGUCCCCGUGGCUUCUCUGCAUGCUCCCCUCUGUCCCCGUGGCUUCUCUGCAUGCUCCCCUCUGUCCCCGUGGCUUCUCUGCAUGCUCCCCUCUGUCCCCGUGACUUCUCUGCAAGCUCCCCUCUGUCCCCGUGACUUCUCUGCAAGCUCCCCUCUGUCCCCUUUUUAUGCUCACUUCACUUCUACAUCUAUUGAUCUGUCCCUGUCACGUUUGGCCACCUCCCCACUCUUCACUUAUACAUCUAUUGAUCUGCCCUUAUCUAUCAGUACUCAUUUUUGUUUGCUGCAGACUUCUAUGUCUAUCGAUCUCUCCCUAAGUUAUCAUUUCUGUAUGCUCCCUCAGUCUGUCUUUAUCAUUUCUGUGUCACAGCCGACCACCUCAUGUCUCUCUGACCCAAUUGUUUGUGUCCCAAUUUGCCUUGAUAUCUAUAUGUCCCUGGUGUUUCUGCAUCCUGAACUGCCUCCACAUCCAUCGAUCUGUACCCACUAUGUUUGGGUCAACCACUCUCUCCUUCUGUUUUUUGAACUUAUUCAUUUCUCUUAUUAA